CACAGUCAAAUCACCAAACUGAAGACAGGACUUAAGACGGGAGUGGUGUGCCACCCGCAAAAAUGGGCUCCGUUCUAGAAAGCGGUCCAUGGAAAAAGCUCACGCCGGACCUCAUACUGCGGAUAGCAGCACACUGCCACCCGAACGAUGCCGCCAGCAAUUUGAAGCUUGUCGACGCCGAGGCGUGCGCGUGCCUGCGCAGCGUCUAUAGAGUAGUCACAGUGGGCCAGGAACUAAAAACUCCAAUCGGCUGGAUGGCGAAUCGGCCACUGCGUGUCGCCGGCGAGGCUUGGCCGGGAGACGCGUUCGUCAAGCACUGGGGCCGGCCGGAGCCCUGGCGCGCGCUAACACAAAAACGCCGCUCACUGCUGCUGUGCCUGGCGGCCUCCAGCCAUCAUGCCGCCAGCCUGGAGGCGGCGCUGACCCACUGCGGCGUGGGGCUGGCUAGUGAGGUCUUGGAGACGGCGGCAGCAGCAGGCGACCUGGCGGCUUGCCAGCGGCUGGUGCAGGAGGGCUGCGAGGGCAGCUAUCGGAGCGUGCAGUUUGCGGCCUACUUCGGGCACUUGCACGUGCUGCAGUGGGCCUGGGCGGCGGGUCCGCACGAAGCAAGGUCGCUGCUGUGGCAGGCGCUGUUCGGCGAUGAGCCGUUCCCCCUCAUCACCGUGGCGACCUGGGCGUGUGCGGGCGGCCAGGGCCACGUGCUGACGUGGCUGGAGAGCGGACCACCACCGCCGCAUCAACCACACGCCGUGGCGGCAUCUGGAGGCCUGGCAGAGGAGCAGGAACCGGGACCAAGCCAGGGCCAGGAACCGGGACCAAGCCAGGGCCAGGGCAGGGGCUGGGGCGCUGCUGGGCAGGAGCAGAAGCAGCAGCAGGCGGCUGGGCGGCGGGGGCAGCAGGGGCAGCAGGGGCAGCAGGCGCAGGAGCAGCCCAUGGCGUUUUCGCCUGACCCGUUCACGCUGAGGCGGAUGGUGCAAGACGCGGCCAGCCACGGCCACGCCCACAUCGUGGAGCGGCUGCUGGGUGGUCCCACGGGUCGCUAUGCCUCUCUCGCAGCCCACUGGGUGCCUGAGGACCACUACUGGAUCCUGUUCAACAUUCCCGGAGCAAUCUCGCCGUCCAAGCUGCUCCCACCUCCUCCCCCCCCCUCCAAAUUGCUCCGGGGGGAUGCGUCAGCAUCCCGUCAUGUGGCCGAGGGCAGUAGCCCCGAGGUCCUGCAGCGCUUCUACGACGCAUGGGUCCCACGGGUCACCCGCCUGGACAGUGACAAGGAGCGAGCACAGCUGCUCUCCCAGGCGGUGUCGAGCACCAGUGGUGGCUGGCAGGCCAAGGUGGAGUUCCUGCUGUCACGAUGGGCCGCAGGAGGGACCGCGGGGCAGCAGGCUGUGGCACGCGUCAUGCGGGCAUUCGGCCAGGAGCUGAGGAGCUGGCGACGCGAGGUGUGGGCAAGCCACGACUACGCGCAGCGGUGGCGGUUCCUGGUGGCACAGGGGCUGCCUGACGGCUGGCAGCUGCAGGCGGUCAGGCAAGCGGCCGUCAGCGGCAACUGUACGGCGCUGGCAGAGCUGCUGAAUGCAUGGGCAGCACCCAAAACGCUUCCUGCUCCUGACCCACGAUGGCACCACGGGGGUGCACACGAGCAGCAGCCCAGCAGGGCAGCAGGCCCAUGGCCGGGCCCAAGCCUGGUGCAGGAGCUUGGCCAGAUGGCUGUGCGCGAGGGUCAGCUGCCAGUGCUGCACAUGCUGUGGCAGCGCUACGGUCCAAACGUGGUGCAGCUGGGCGUGAAAGACAUUGCGACCUCCAGGGCUGGCUCUCUCGAGACUGCUUGGUACCUGGCUCGGAUGCUGGAGCCCGUGGAGGGGCCAAGGGACGUCCGCCCAUGGCGAGAGGAGGCUGACGAAGUGACGGCAGGGGAUGGAGAGUGGGAUGAAGCUUUGAGCAGCUGUGUUUAUGCGGGCGCUGACGAGUCUCUGCUGGGCAUGCUGGUGGAGCGGUACCGUGCCCGCAUGGACCUGCCACAAAUGGUCAAGUACAGCAGCGUUCAGACCCUGGACUGGGCCCUGGGGGUUGCGCGUGCACAGAACGAGGAGCGUGUGUGGCUUUUGAAGAUACAGCAGGAGCGGGCCGAAUACUGGCAUGGGCUGCCGUACGAGAUCACAACAACAUUCACGAUGCGUCAGCUGUGGCUGCUGGCGUCACGUGGCAACCUGGCCGCUGCGAGCUGGCUUCUGGACUGCGGCCUCCUCAGCCCACCGACAAGCUUGCUCCCUCACCCAGCAGACUUCUUCAGGCCUGGGUAUGACUACGUGGACGAGUGGGAGGAGGGAAGUGAUGGUUUCGGAGGCUCUUCUUCAAGCAUGUGGCCAGACCACACUCUUGAGGCGCCAUCUCGCCGGGUGCACGCCAUGGGCUACCUCCGGCUGUGGGUGACACACAACAUGGCGGUGACGGGCACUGCGGCAGCCAGCAGUGCAGCGGGCACGGCAAGUGGGGUGGAGGCAGUAGCAGGCGGGGAGGGUGCUGCUGGAGGCAGCAGCGUCAGCAGCAGCAGUAGUGAUCAUGCGGCGCUGGUGCAGCAGUGGGACCGCCUGGUUGACUUUGCGUCCACGUUUCAGGACCCGCCGCUGCUGCCCCACCAGCUGGAGUGGCUUAGACGGCGGCGGCUGGAGGUGGUGGCGGGCUGGGCGGCGGCUAUUUAGAGCUAGCAAAAGGGAAUGCUGCUGUCUGGGAUUGUGGGGGAUUGUUGUGUACGAUGCAUGUGAUGGCAAAGGCCUUUAGUUGGAAGAGGUGCGAAGCAGCAGCGUGUGGAAGCGCUGGUCUACUUCAGACAGCAUCCAAGGCUGGCCGCUGUAUCAAUGUGACGUGUGGAUGUUUGUUAUUGUGCUCUGUGUUGUGCAUGUGGCUGGAGCCUGCUGUGAGUGUCUACGUACGCAUUAGUUCCGCAAAGCACGUCAAUUUCAACGCUGGGAUUGUUGAGUUUCUGCUCACACAAAUUGAUACCGGCGACCGCCUUUGCUAGCAUAGAAUUCUAACGGGCACAUGUGGGAUGGGUAUGAGGUGCAGGUCUGGUGCCGUUUAUUUAAGAGAUGGGGGGAUGUGCACGCUCAUUCCCUGUUUGUUUUAGUUCAUGCAGGACACGACUGCAUAGUUUCUGGUUGGUGCCUGUGCCACGAGGCUGUCACCAUGGGGUUGUUUCCGGCUACAAGGGUGCAGUGCCGCCCUUGCCCAGUGCUGCUUUUCCGUUAUUAACAAAUGACGUGCGUGCUGUAACGGACAUUCUUU
Molecule: messenger RNA, 3282 nt
Organism: Chlamydomonas reinhardtii
Lineage: Eukaryota; Viridiplantae; Chlorophyta; Chlorophyceae; Chlamydomonadales; Chlamydomonadaceae
Exons: 4
Coding region: 255-2699 (814 amino acids)
Biological process (GO): ceramide biosynthetic process; sphingolipid catabolic process
Cellular component (GO): membrane; cell periphery; endoplasmic reticulum
Molecular function (GO): glycerophospholipase activity
Source: RefSeq, a predicted model, not a curated record